Molecule: messenger RNA, 4100 nt
Organism: Telopea speciosissima
Lineage: Eukaryota; Viridiplantae; Streptophyta; Magnoliopsida; Proteales; Proteaceae
Product: abnormal spindle-like microcephaly-associated protein homolog
Exons: 23
Coding region: 18-4049 (1343 amino acids)
Biological process (GO): spindle organization; establishment of meiotic spindle localization; mitotic cell cycle
Cellular component (GO): spindle pole
Molecular function (GO): protein binding
Source: RefSeq, a predicted model, not a curated record
GGUAAGGACUAGAAAGAAUGGAUGGAGAGCAAGAGCAACCAUCCCCAAAUCCUUCCACGCUCCUCAGAGACAUCUCCAAUUUCAGAACCCCUAAGCAUUCAUUCCAAAAACCUACUUCACACUCCCCAUUUCCUCUAUUCACUGCACCUAAACAAACCCCAUCUUCUUCAUCCUCUGCUUUCCGUCGCCGCUCUUCAAUUGCUCCAUCCUCUCGUUCAAAAGCUGCUCGUAAGUUUAAAGCCUUUGAGCUUGAACAAUCUCAAUCCUCUCGGAAGGCCCAAAUCCGUAAAGAGAAAUCUCUGAAGUCUCUUGCCAAAUCACUAACUGCAUGGCUCAAUUUCCUCUUUGAGAAUCCUAAAGCUUGUGGAUGUGAUAUUACCGCUUUGAAUGGAGCAGAUCGAUUGGAAAAUGCGAGGACUGUGUUUGCUAACGGUAAGAGGGACAGUUGGCCAGGAGUUGAGGUUGGGGUCGAUGGAGCCUGGAGGAUCCCAAAGCGCCAGAGGGAUAACUCUUGGCAGACUGUACAUCUUGAUGACGCGGAGCCGUCCUGGUCAUUGCCGGCAUUUUCAUCGCUUGAGGUUUCUUUGCGGGAAGUUUGCAGCUUUGAAGAUUUGACGCAGCGUAUGAGAGCCUACCUGAGUUCGGGGAGCUGCAAGGAGGUGCUUUCUGUGAUGAGUCAAGUAGCAAAGAAUAUUGAUGAAGGGAGGUUGAAGAUGAAAGCACACUGCCCAAUGGUAACGGAUGUAGGAAUGAAGGAGAAGGCCACACGAAUCCUUAUGGGUUACAGUCCAAUUUGGCUUCGUAUUGGAUUGUUCAUUAUUUUUGGUGGUGACUCAUUGCUGCCCACUGGAGGUGUCAAUUCUGAUCAAGAAGUUCUAUUCUUAAAGAUGGUGGUAGAGAAGCAAUUUUUUUCUCAUGCGGGUCUUGCAAAAGCUUAUGCUUAUAACAAGUUGGUUGAGGGUCUAUACAGACCAGGUUACUUUGAGGCUCUGGGAAAUGUCUUAUUGAAGAGAUUUUUGUUGCUUGUUCUUAUACUUGACAGAGCUAAAUCUCAAAGCAGUCUUCCAAUAAUUUAUGGCAUUGAUGGGACUGAUGGAGGGUCUCCACUGUUAUUUGUUUCUCAGUCUAAUAUUAAAUCAAGUCAACAAGUUAUACGUGAUUUCUUAUCAUCGGAGGUAAUGCAUGGAGAAGGCAACCUUCUUGCGCAUCUGGUGAUCCUUGGAUACAAAGUCCAUUACCAACAGCAUCCAAUCCUGGAGUACGAUUUCACUGUAAAAGAGUUAUUUGAAGAUCUUCAGGAUGGUAUCCGGCUUUGUAGAGCCAUUCAACUCUUGCAAUGUGAUGCAUCAAUUCUCAUGAAAAUGGCAGUUCCUUCAGACACUAGAAAGAAGAAUCUUUCAAAUUGUGGGUUAGCCAUGCAGCAUCUUAAGCAGGCAGGUGUGCCAUUAUAUGAUGAAGAUAGAGGGAUGAUUGUAGCAGAAGAUGUUGCUAAUGGAGACAAGGAGCUUACCCUUUCGAUGCUUUGGAACAUCUUUGUUCACUUACAGUUACCACUGUUAAUCAAGAAGACACUGUUGAUUGAAGAAAUAUAUAAAGUCAAGGGAGCUAAUACGGACCAUUCAAACAACCUGAUGGAAAUGCUUCUGGAGUGGAUACAGGUCAUCUGUCAAAAGUAUGAUGUCAAAGUUAACAGUUUUGAAUCUUUGGUUGAUGGUAAAGCCAUUUGGUGCUUGAUUGAUCACUACUUCCGUAAAGAACUUAAUCAGUCUUGUUUUCAUAAGGGGAUUCAAGAUGUCAAUUAUGAAGAUUCUAUUUUGUCAUCUACCGAUAAGAUAGAUACAAUUCAAAACUUUAUUUUAUCUCAGAAGCUAACAUCAAUCUUGGGAAACUUUCCCGAGGUGUUGCAAACGAGUGACAUACUUGAAAAUAAUGGUCCCUGUAGUGAACGUAGUGUGAUGGUUUUGUUGGUAUUCCUUUCGUCUCAAUUGAUUGACAGAAAGAACAUGGAUAUGUUGAAUCUUCAUAAACUCUUGGGGUGCAAUUGUCAAAGUACACACAAGAAGCGUUUAAGUCUUGAGAAGUGUUUCCUGAAUUCUGAAAAGCUGGCGGAAGAAAAUGGAACAGAUGAAUACAGAGAUGCUGUGAAAAAUUUUAGAGCCAUCCAAGCUUGGUGGGAAGAUAUGGCUAACCAAAACAACAGCUGUGUACAUAAACCAGCUGCCUCUUCUGUACAGUGCCUUGUGGAUGAUGUGACCAACAGACAGUACUCUGAAAUUCAAAGAGAAAGGGCUGCGAAAGUCAUACAGUCUUGUUUCAGAGGAUUGAUUGAACGCCACAAGUUUUUGAAAACAAAGUCUGCAGCUUCCUUGCUGCAAAGUGGUAUUCGGGCUUGGCUAGUGGUGAAGCAGAUGGGAACCUUGAAGAAAGCCAGUUCCUCCAUCAUUGAACAGCAGCCUUUUGGAUGGCAGCAACAUUCGCACACAUUUCUGAGGUAUUUUAAGUUUUUAGUUGACAGAUAUAGCUUUAUCAGGUUGAGAAAGUCCACGUUGCUUAUUCAGCAAGCAGCAAGGAUUUGGAUGAAGCGAAGACAUCACAGUAAAAGCAUGGUCAGUUUUGUGAAUAAGCUGAUAGGUGGCAAGUUGGUAGUCAAGGACCUCCAAAUUAAUGCCGAGGGUAAUAUUCAGGUUUCUUGGAGAGAACUUACUGUGCAUACCUCUUUCUCGAACCAAUGCAUUGCUGCAACCAAAAUUCAGAGUCAUUGGCGGGGUUGGUUCAUGAGAAGCAAAUUUUUGUGUCAGAGGAGAGCAACAAUAGAGAUCCAGAGUAUGAUUCGGUAUCUAAAAUGUCGGCUGGUGUUUCAACAAUGUAAACUUAAAAUUAGGUCAGCAAUCAUAAUUCAGUCCCAUAUUCGUGGAUGGGUUGCUCGGAGAGAAGCUAAUAAACUGAGGCAUCGAAUUGUUGUGAUCCAAAGUCAUUGGCGUGGUUGGUUGGUGAGGAAAUAUUUUCUAAACCAAAAGAAUGCUAUAAUAAAGAUCCAGAAUGGUCUCCAAUGCCUAAGAUGCUGGAAGACUUUUCAGAGUUACAGGCAUGCAGCCAUUGAAAUUCAACGGUUUGUCAGAGGGCAGGUUGAUCGACGGAGGCUUGUAGGUGCUUCUUGUCUUCACUUGGUUAUGCAUCAUACUUGCAUGGACGAGAUCUCAAGAGACACCAUCCUAAGCCCUGAAUUGAAAGUUUUGUUAAAUUCAGUUCUGAAAUUGCAAAGGUGGUGGAAGAAUGUUUUAUUGAUGAAAUCCAGAAGAAGGGCCGCAAUUCUUAUUCAGUCACAUGUUCGUCGAUGGCUUGCUAAACGAGUAGCUAGAAGGGAGUGGAAUCGUGUUGUUGUGAUCCAAUCAUAUUGGAAAGGAUACCUUGCACGGAAAGAAUCGAAAGAGCAGUUACAGGAUUUGCGGAUCAGAGUGCAGAAUUCUGUUGCAAAUGUAGAUGAUAGCAUGCGUCUUAUAAAUAGACUCGUAACUGCACUUUCAGAACUAUUGAACAUGAGAAGUAUCAGCAGCAUUCUUCAUACUUGUGCAACUCUAGAUGUGGCUACAAAACAUUCUCAGAAAUGUUGUGAGAAGCUUGUAGCUGCUGGUGCAAUUGGCACACUAUUGAAGCUGAUUCGUUCGGUUAGCCGUAGCAUCCCUGAUCAAGAGGUUCUAAAGUAUGCGCUUUCCACACUCAGAAACCUUGCCCACUACCCCCAUUUAGCUGAAGUGCUAAUUGAUACCCAUGGAUCUGUGGAAACAUUCCUAUUCGUGGUGCUGAGGAACAAGGAGGAAGGAUAUUUCAUUGCCUCUGAGCUUUUAAAGAAAUUGUGUUCAACACAGAAUAGCUUAGAUGCUGUACACAGACUCCCUGCUCUCUUAAAGAGGCUAUAUAGCCUUGCUGAGGAUCUCAAGAGGAAAGCAAGUAAUGAGAAGAGGACUGCCCGCCCUCUGGCUUUAAGAGAGAGCACUGAGCGAAGGUUGAGAGAGGCUGAAGCGCUCUUGAAAUUGAUUGGAGCUUGUUAAGAAAUCUUAACCAUUCCAUUCCUUGAAAUCCUUGUUUUUGGUUGAAAAUCU